AUGUUCAACCAAAUUGAUUCAAAUUUACAAUCUGGAAUUUAUCGGACCAGAAUUGCGUUUCUUGAGGAUCUAAAGCAUACAUGCGAAUAUGUAUCACGAAUAUUUGGUGUGGAUUCGGAAAUAGGUCUCGGUUUUCUUACAAUACAUCAAUUAACAGAUGAAAGAACUGCUCAGGCAAUAUUAUCGCAAACAUUAGAUGAAUACAAGAAGAGGAUUGUUCCUAUUAUUGCAGAAUUAGAACUAAAUAUCGAAAAACUUCCAUCAAACUACGAUGAAUUUGUUAAACUGAUGGUUACUAGAAGAAAAAACGAAAAGCCUAUUAUACAAUUCCAAAAAGAUAACGAGUUUCCAGCUACAGAAAUAAAUCUUACAAGGUUGCAGAAUUUAAUCCUCAAACUUCCAAAUGACUUUGAUGUAGGUGACAUUAUUGAAGUUGUAGUUACAUAUGAAGUAGAUCCUUAUGAAGAUGAAACACGAAAAAGUUUCAAACUUAAUCUCAACAAAUGCCAGCCAGAAAUGCUCAAAUUACUAUGGCAUAAUCUUUUAUCGAAAGGAUACAUUAGUAAUAACUAG
Molecule: messenger RNA, 573 nt
Organism: Trichomonas vaginalis G3
Lineage: Eukaryota; Parabasalia; Trichomonadida; Trichomonadidae
Exons: 1
Coding region: 1-573 (190 amino acids)
Source: RefSeq, a predicted model, not a curated record